Orbicella faveolata is the source of this 4164-nucleotide messenger RNA. RefSeq lists its product as uncharacterized. Gene Ontology annotation, molecular function: ferric iron binding; protein binding; ferrous iron binding. NCBI's taxonomy places the organism in Eukaryota, Metazoa, Cnidaria, Anthozoa, Scleractinia, Merulinidae. The record is from RefSeq and is a predicted model, not a curated record. Gene Ontology annotation, cellular component: cytoplasm. Gene Ontology annotation, biological process: intracellular iron ion homeostasis; iron ion transport.
ACAAGCAAAGUGGUGUUUGAUAUGGGGAAAGUACGUCUAAAGACUGGAGUAGAGUAUGCAGUCACAGUGAUCGCUGAAGGAUCAGAUACGCUCCAUCUUCCAGGUUUGCCAUCUGCAGCGGACACCAAGUUCACCCAAUUGCAAAAGCCAGCCUCUGUUAGUCAAGAAUACUCCUUUGAGGAGAAAAAGGUGAAAGUGAAUUUCCAACCCGUUUUCCUUGCAUCUGCCCACAUGAUAGAAUUCUUCGACGAGAGUACCCCUACCAAUAUAGCAAGCAGAUAUGUUGUUUCAAAGCCAACCGGCAGUGACGAUUGGCCCUCAACGGUCAUACACUCGUUUGACGUUGAAAACAUGAGACUUGCUGGUGGUGAUUGGUUCAAGUCGCGCCUUACUGCCCUGGGCAACGCAAACUGGAUAAACAGUCCCUCUUGUGUGUGCGCUACUGCGUUGAAAUGUAGCGAAGGACCGAUCAGCGUUACCCUAAAGUACAGCACCGAAACCAACAAUCUGUUGAUCAUCCUCUCCUCAAGACCGGGGCACUUUGCUGCUAAAGUAGAGGACACUUUCCACAAAGGCAGAACAAUCAACACACAACAAUUUGUUGUUCAACAAUCCACGGGAAGAGAGUCUGUUCACCAGACUGUGUUGAAGAUUCCUCUCGUCUCAGAUGAAGAACCUCGGGGAGCAAUAUACCAAGCUUUCGUUCAGAACACUGGUGAUCAACAGCACUUGCCAAGUGAGGUUAAAUUGUCCAAUCAGGUACCUUUGCUCAAUCCACCAGACUCUGUGACACAAGAAUACAAAAAUAAUAUCUUCACCGUAGCCUGGAAACCUGUUCACUUGGCAGCCGGUUACCACAUCAAGGUUUACAACACUAAGACUGGAAGCACAGCCUCAACGGUGAACGUUAUUCCUGACUUAGGCUCCACUGGGGAACAGAUGAAGAAAGAGUUCGAGGUAGAUACACUGCAAUUGGAAUCUAGUGGGAUUUACGAGACACUCGUGAUGGUCUUGGGAGGUGAAUUAAGUAUUGGAGGAGCCAGCACAAAAUCGAUCGCGACAAUUCCGUCUUGUCCUUCCCCAAAAGACGUCCAAAUAACCUUUAACAAAGAAACGUUCCAUGUGGUUGUACGCUGCUCCUCUAUAGAAGAUGCUCUUGUCCUCAGACUUGGAGUGGUCGAUGCCGAUAAACUGGAAAACCAAGAAGCCAAUAUGCAAGGAGCCAUUUUGAGAGUUAAAGAUCUGGCAGUGGCCAAUCAAUUGGUGCCAUUUGAUAGUUCGAGUGAUGGCGGUAGACCCGAAGAAGCAGAAUUUGACAAUAGUGUGCUGAUUACGUCCUUGGAUGGUUUACACAGAGGUGUGGCACAAGUAAAGGAAAGGCAGAGGGAGAUUUCUCUUCCAAGUGGAUAUUCCAUUUCUGAAGGAGUUUUGGCUUGGUUAAGACCAGCUCUACCGAUUCACCUGUCUUUCGAUCCUGUCAACACAACAUUGAAGAUUAUCUGGACUCAAGUAAGCCUAGCACUUCAGUAUUCGGUAGAAAUCCUUCAGGAGAGAGAGAGUAAGGGUGGAACAAUUACUUUGAUUCCAUUUUCUGACGUGUUGCCUGGUGAUGUUCUUUCUUCCAACUUCAACAUGGAGAACGUAAACAUUCAAAAAAGUGAUACGUUUAUCGCAAAGGUACAGCCGUUGGGAAGUCCAGGGACUGUGAUAACACUUCAAGCCAUUGGACAUUCUACAGAGACACUCAUUUGCGAGGACUCUCCUACCGACGUUGAAGUUUCACAAGUAGAAGACGAAACGGUGAAAGUUACUUGGAAAGGACAAGCUGUUCCCUUGUUCCAGUUGAGCGUUUGGAAAAUUUUGGAGUCUGGGGAUCAAGAACACGUCAUUAGCAAGCAAACAGAUAAGCUCCAGUUGAUAUCCACAUCACAAGCUUUACGCAUGGUUUCACCAGGACGGUACAAAGUUGGUGUUCGAGCUCAGGGGUCUAUCAACAAGUUACACAGUGUUUACAAAGACGCUGAUUUCCUGGCCAUCAUUCUCAACGCUCCCGUUGUUAUUUCCUUGCGGCAACGCCCUGCAGUUAGGGUGAUGUGGACUCCUGCUGACAACAAUCCAACUCAGGAUUUUACCAACUAUGUGAUCUCGUUUCUUCAGCGCGGUGCAGGACCACAAUGGACUCAAGUUCAAGCUGAAAUAACGGCGACAGAGAAAACCAUCGUAGAUUUGGAACCCGGCAGCGAAUAUCUCUUUUGUAUCUCCGUUGCUAGUUCCAAGCGACGGAAUGGCAUUAGAAGUCCAGCCACAGUUGUCCACACAGAGUUUGAUACCAGAUUGCCAGGUAAUUUGUUGGACAAUCCAAACUUUGCGCCUGUGGAUGGCUGGGAAGAGCAGGGCUAUACUUAUAACAUCGUCACGCAACCUUGGCAUUUGAUACAGCCGACAAACAAACAAUACAGACUCGAACCUUCUACAGUGCUAGGAAUUGGUGACAGCUGGACAGACCUUGAUGGAAACAACGCCUGGUGUAUUGCGGCACCUGGUAAUGCGCAGAACUCAUGUUGGAGAUUUCAAAUUAUCGAUCUCCUCGCCAAAGGUUUUACAGCUAAAGAUCUAGAUGAAGUGAGACCAGAUAUUGAUGUUUGCGAAUGUUUUGGGAUCGAAAAAGGUGGCUUGGGAACAUUUGACAUGAAAGUGUCCCUUCUAGACAGCAACAAGAAAGAUCUUCCAGGAAAUAAUGUCUUUUUAGCUCGUAGCGGGAAAGUUGCGCGAGACGAUGGCUGCUGGAAAUACCUGGGACACACCUUUACCAAUUAUCCCCCUGGAUUAAGGUUCAUUCGAUUUGAGGAUAGCAUGCAAAGUCUUGGAUUGGAUGGACACGCCUAUGAAAUCAAGGCCUUUGGCGCAAAAGUGAAAAUUACCAGAAACUGGCCCGGCGAAGAUGGUCAAAACUACAGCAAAGAAUGCGAGGCGGCCGUCAACGAGCAAAUCAACUUAGAGCUCCACGCAAGCUACGUUCUCCUAACCAUGAGUUGUUACAAAUACCAUGACGUCGUCGUCGUCGAUGACGUCACCCAGCCGGGCUUCAACGAUUUCCUGUUGAUCCAGUCAGAUCUGUGUGUUUCACACGCGCAAAUGUUGAUGCAGUACCAGAGAGACUGCGGAGGACAAAUUGAGCUCCGUGACAUAAAGAAGCCAGAGCGUGACACAUGGGGUACUAAGCUCGAAGUCUGUGAAGCUGCAUUAGAAUUGGCCAAAAAUAUUGAUGAUUCGUUGCUGGCCCUACACAGAGUGGCUAGGAAAAACGGCGAUGGUCACAUGAUGGCCUUCAUCAGCGACAAUCUUCUCAUAAACCAAGCCGAGUCUGUAUGCGCGCUGUCGAGCUUCCUAACCAAGUUGAAGACAGCUGGCGACGGAUAUGGUAAACUAGACACUUAACUUAAUGACUCUUAACACAUAUUUUCUUUUAUAAUGAUUUUUAGAAGUACGUAUUAAACUCGACAAUUAUCGGGAUAGAAGCGAGUGGGUUAUGUGAUCUUGUAGGUUAUUACACACUACCAGCUUAAAGAAACCGAGGUACAAGGAUUUGUUUCUUAUUUAGAGGGUAUCUCACUACCUAGCAAGGAAAGUUUCCACUGAUAAAUUAACACACGUAAAAUCUUAAAAUUUGAUAAGAUAUGUAAUUCGCAAAACAAUUGCUGCUGGAAUGAUAAGGAUCCUAGUAAAAGCAAUUCGUAUUAUGACAUUUGGGAUUUAAAACUUUGAACUAGGCGAAAGGCAAGUAUACCUUACGAGAACUUUGGCUCAGUUCUGAAAACUGUCUGGAGAGGUGCGUUAAAGCCUGUAGUGAAUAUAAGGUAAUAUCAGAUUUUGCUUUGUAAUUUUCAUCAAUUGAACACGAUCAUGGUCUCCUGUUUUCAUUUUUUUUGUGGGACUCAAUCACAUACACCACAUACAUUUACGGACAAAUUUAUAGGUAUACCAUGGAUCCCUGGCUCCAGCGAACAUAGGAAUCCUUCUAUAAGUAUCUUUAAACCGUAUCUAGACUAAAUGAAUCAGAAGUCUAUUUUUUGGAAGUUCUUUGGCAUUAAUUGUGGUUUGUCAUUCAAGAUCUUUCUUGUGCGCCAUGUUCGCCCUCUUUUCAAGAUGCCGAGGACCGGGGNG